Pipra filicauda (Wire-tailed manakin) is the source of this 1720-nucleotide messenger RNA. RefSeq names its product cytosolic 5'-nucleotidase 1B-like. The transcript is spliced from 6 exons. Bases 87 to 1160 code for a protein of 357 amino acids. Gene Ontology annotation, biological process: nucleotide metabolic process; adenosine metabolic process. Gene Ontology annotation, molecular function: 5'-nucleotidase activity; nucleotide binding; magnesium ion binding. Gene Ontology annotation, cellular component: cytoplasm; cytosol. The record is from RefSeq and is a predicted model, not a curated record. Lineage: Eukaryota; Metazoa; Chordata; Aves; Passeriformes; Pipridae.
GUUGCCACCGCUUCCCGGUCACCGCUUCCCGGUCCCCGCUCCGGCCGCAGCCGCCGCCCGCCCCGAGCCCGGCCGCGCCAGGCACCAUGAGCGGCUCCGGCCCGGAGGCGCCGCAGCCCAGCGAGGCAGCGGAGGCCCGGCUGCAGGAGGCCGAGCAGGACUGGGCGGCGGCCAAGGCGUUCUACGACAACCUGGUUACCAAGAAACCCCGGCCGCCCAAGCCCCAGAACGCCAUCACCGUGGCCGUCUCCUCCCGAGCCCUCUUCGACCUGGUGGAGGAGAGGCGGAUCUACCAAGAACAGGGGGUGGAGAAGUACGUGGAGUACCAGCAAAACAACGAGAACGUCACCCUCAAGCCUGGACCGGCGUUCUACUUCGUCAAGGCUCUGGAGCAUGUCAAUGCCCGGCUUCUUGAACUAUACCCUGAUGAUGAAGAACGAUUUGAUAUCGUCCUGAUGACUAAUAACCAUGCCCAAGUGGGAGUGAGGCUCAUAAACAGCAUCAAUCACUAUGGCUUAACAAUUGAACGUUUCUGUAUGACGGGAGGACAAAGCCCUAUUGGUUACCUGACUGCAUACCUUACAAACCUGUACCUCUCAGCAGACUCUGAAAAAGUGCAAGAAGCUAUAGAAGCAGGCAUUGCAUCAGCUACGAUGUUCACUGCCAACAAAGAUGUUUCUUACUCGGAUACACAGCUGAGGGUGGCAUUUGAUGGGGAUGCUGUUAUCUUUUCUGAUGAAUCAGAACAGAUUGUCAAAGAGCAAGGAUUAGAUAGAUUUUUUGAACAUGAACAGCUGAAUGAAAAUAAGCCUCUUGCACAGGGCCCUUUGAAGGGUUUUCUGGAAGACCUGGGGAAAAUUCAGAAGAAGUUCUAUGCAAAAAAUGAACGAUUAAAUUGUCCUAUAAGGACCUACCUGGUCACAGCCAGAAGUGCGGCGAGCUCUGGAGCCAGAGUGCUGAAGACUCUCCGUAGCUGGGGUCUGGAGAUUGAUGAGGCACUUUUCCUAGCAGGAGCUCCUAAAGGACCAAUCCUGGUGAAAAUCCGCCCUCACAUUUUCUUUGAUGACCAGAUGUUCCACAUUGAAGGAGCACAGAAAUUAGGCACCAUAGCUGCACACGUUCCCUAUGGCGUUGCUCAGAAGUACAACAAAUCUUCGUGACUGGAUGACACCAUUAAUGAUAAAGUUCUUAACUCAGCCAGCCUCUUAAUAAACCAAUAGUUAUGUCUGAAAACCUCUACAUAUGUGUAUUGUAAGCACUAUGUUUAAAAAUUCAACUUCUGACUAGAACAGCCUUUAAAAUAAAUAUUUUUAAUAUAGGUAAGUUUUUAAUGGAGUUAUUUUAAUAUAAUUCUUAAGCAGUUUAGAUUUUUUACCUGUCUAGAUCUAACACUGUGGUUUUGAUAUUAGGAAGAGAUUUGUACUGUUUUUAUAGCUAUUUUGAGAGACAGAACAGUUAUAUUUUCUCUAAAAAACUGUUGACGGGUUAUUUAUAAGAAAACUCAUGCUGCAAUGCUAGUUCUUGACAGUCAUUUCUGAAGUUCACAAAAACACAGUUUACAUGUAACUGUUUACCUGUUGCGGUUUGCUUGUUGAAUAUGUGUUCAGUAGGUCUGUCACCACAAGGUUUCAGCUUCCAGUAAAAUGUUAGCUUACUUGAUCUUGUGUUUACACAUUUUUCUAUAUUGUUUUCUUACCUUAAUAAAGCUGGCUUUACAGAA